Peromyscus maniculatus bairdii (prairie deer mouse) is the source of this 1827-nucleotide messenger RNA. It is a transcript of the gene Rflna, whose product is annotated as refilin A. Gene Ontology annotation, biological process: negative regulation of chondrocyte development; actin filament bundle organization; skeletal system morphogenesis. The record is from RefSeq and is a predicted model, not a curated record. Lineage: Eukaryota; Metazoa; Chordata; Mammalia; Rodentia; Cricetidae. Gene Ontology annotation, molecular function: filamin binding. Gene Ontology annotation, cellular component: actin filament bundle.
UUGCAUCUGGAGCGGGUCUCAGUUGGAGCCGCAGGCCGCCGGAGCCUCCUCGUCUCCCCUCCGGCCCAGCGGUGGCGGGGACCCGAGCUGUUGGGGCCCGCGCCCCGCGCCCGCCAGUCAUGGUGGGUCACCUGCAUCUGCAGGCCAUGGGGGACACGCGGGAGCAGAGCCGCGACGGCUUGCUGGACAGUCCCGACUCGGGACUGCCCCCUAGUCCCAGUCCUAGCCCGCCCUUCUAUGCCCUGUCGCCGGGCACCCUGGACGCCCGUGCCGCCCCCGAGCCCCCAGGACCCAAUGAGGCACCAGCGGCCACUCCCCUCUUCCAAAGUCCCCCGGCCCUGGAGAUGAGGCCCCGUCUGCUGCCUGUGUUCUUUGGGGAGAGCAUCAAGGUGGACCCAGAACCUCCACAUGAAAUCCGCUGCAACUCGGAGGUCACCUACGCCUCGGAGAGGUACUUCCGCGACAAGAUCUUCUACGUCCCGGUGCCCACGGUCACAGCCUACAGUGAGACCAUCGUGGCGGCACCCAACUGCACAUGGCGCAGCUACCGCAGCCAGCUGACCCUGCAGCCUCGGCCGCGCGCCCUGCGCUUCGGGAGCACCGCCAUCAUCUUCCCCAAGCUGGCCCGCAGCUCCUUCCGCACCACGCUGCACUGUAGCCUGGGCCAGCCCCGCCACUGGUUCUCCUCCAGCCUGCAGCUGCAAUGGAGUGGAGGCCCCGCGCCCAGUCCCCACAGCUCCGAUGUACUCUGAGGAGCCCAGGCUUGGUGGCAGAGGGUGCAGGUCCUUCUGGGAGAGGUCCCCGGAAGACGGACGAGGGGCUCGGCCUAGACCCUGGGCCCCAGGAGGAGACACGGAGCCCCGUGGCCUGCACAAAUGAGCGUGUGGCUGCUCCUGGCAGCCUGUCCCCACCACAGGCUGGGCCUGAGCUCCAGCCUAGAGGAUUCCGUGAAUGCAUCUUUCAUUACCUUUUAUAGCUGCCAGGCUGGAUGGGCAGGGCCAGUACAAGAGCAGGGCCAAGCAUGUCCUGGUGUGCCCUUGAGGCAGAGACAGCCCUGUGUACCACAGGGCACAGAGGACCCAGCCUCAGUAGUGGCCUGGUUCCUAACCUUGUUCUCAGAGAGGGUCGUUUCCAAAACAGGCCCUUCAAAUAUGCUGGUCCCAGCUGAGAACCCCAAGUGCGGAGGGCUGAACUAGCUUCCCUUGGGCUGAGCUGGCAAAGACUGUGGCCUCAGACUGUCCUUCAGGGCAGUCCCAAGGGUCCCCACAAGACGCAUUCCCGACUAGCUUAGAACUUUUGAGCCUCCACGCUUUCUGGCAGGUGGCCAGGGAGGCUUCAAAGCUAAUGAUAGGACACUGCCAGCCCCUGCCUAAGGCCGACUCUGGACUCGAGGUUUUGAUCCCGGCUACAGACUCGAGAGAAACCGUGGCAGCUUCUCUUGGCCUCUCACUCUUACCCGGGAUGGAUCCUACUGAUACCACAGUUUCUGAGCACCCAGGCUCACACCCUUGCAUCUGGGGUGCAGUGAAGGAGAGCCAUGGUUUUGGCUCUUGCCCACAACCUGAUGCUGCCCCAUGGUGCCCAGGCUAAAAUGACUACCCCCACAAGUCCACUGAGAGAUGUCCUUCCAGCCUCAAGUCUCCAGUAGCUGGAAACCUGCCUGCUGCCCCUGUGGUGGCCAGCGGAGGGAAGGGACACCCUUCGUGGGGCAAACAGAACCCAAAUGACUGCUAGAUUUCCCCUCUGUCUAUACAGCUUAUCAGAGGUGCCUCCUGGGUAAAGAACUUAAGAGAUUGGUGACUUAUCUUAAUAAAACAUACACAGCCA